AGGCGGAGGAGAGGGCUCGAGGGACCGUCUGUUGCGGGACGGGCUGGCCAGCUGGGGCGCGGAGCCUGGAGGAGGAGGAGGCAGCAGCAGCAGCAGCCCUUGGAGCGGCGGCAGCGGCAGAAACAAGUACCAGCCACACCGCGGCUCCUCCGGCCGAGCAGCCACAGUCCCCCGGCCGCGAUGGCGCUGCUAAGCCCGGCGAGCGAGGAAGCCAAGGGGCCCUGUCAGGAGGCAGACCAGGAACAGCAGGAGCCAGUGGGUAGCCCAGAGCCACAGCCGGAGCCGGAGCCUGUGCCAGUGCCCCCGCCCGAGCCCCAGGGGGAGCCCCAGCCCCUGGCGGAGCCCGCACCCCUGCCGGAGCUGGAGUUUGAGCCCGAGCCGGUGCACGAACCCGAGCCCACGCCCAAGGUGGAGACCCGCGGCACCGCGCGCGGCUUCCAGCCUCCGGAAGGUGGCUUCGGCUGGGUGGUGGUGUUCGCUGCCACCUGGUGCAACGGCUCCAUCUUCGGCAUCCAUAACUCUGUCGGGAUCCUCUACUCCAUGAUGCUAGAGGAGGAAAAAGAGAAAAAUCGCCAAGUGGAGUUCCAAGCAGCAUGGGUAGGAGCCCUUGCGAUGGGUAUGAUCUUCUUCUGUUCUCCCAUUGUAAGUAUAUUCACUGACCGUUUAGGCUGCCGAAUCACAGCAACUGCGGGGGCUGCUGUUGCUUUCAUCGGUCUCCAUACCAGCUCCUUCACCAGCUCCCUAAGCCUGCGCUACUUCACCUACGGGAUUCUCUUUGGUUGUGGCUGUUCCUUCGCCUUUCAGCCGUCCCUCGUCAUCCUGGGCCACUACUUCCAACGCCGCCUGGGUUUGGCCAAUGGCGUGGUGUCCGCUGGGAGUAGCGUCUUCUCCAUGUCCUUCCCCUUCCUCAUCAAAAUGCUGGGGGAUAAGAUCAAGCUGGCCCAAACCUUCCAGGUGCUAAGUACCUUCAUGUUUGUCCUUAUGCUGCUUUCACUCACCUACCGGCCCCUCCUGCCCAGCUCCCAGGACACCCCAAGCAAGAGAGGUGUCCGCACCCUGCACCAGCGCUUUCUGGCUCAGCUUCGGAAGUACUUCAACAUGCGAGUGUUCCGCCAACGCACCUACCGCAUCUGGGCCUUCGGGAUCGCUGCUGCUGCCCUUGGCUACUUCGUUCCCUAUGUACACCUGAUGAAAUACGUGGAAGAGGAGUUCUUGGAAAUCAAGGAGACCUGGGUGCUCUUGGUGUGUAUUGGGGCUACCUCAGGCCUUGGACGUCUCGUGUCGGGCCACAUCAGUGACUCUAUUCCUGGACUUAAGAAGAUCUACUUACAGGUACUCUCCUUCCUGCUCCUGGGCCUGAUGUCCAUGAUGAUUCCUUUGUGCCGAGACUUCGCGGGCCUCAUCGUCGUCUGCCUCUUCCUGGGCCUUUGCGAUGGCUUCUUCAUCACCAUCAUGGCCCCCAUCGCAUUUGAGCUGGUGGGACCAAUGCAGGCCUCACAAGCCAUUGGCUACCUACUGGGCAUGAUGGCCCUGCCGAUGAUUGCUGGGCCCCCCAUUGCAGGCCUCCUCCGCAACUGUUUGGGGGACUACCACGUGGCCUUCUACUUUGCCGGUGUGCCCCCUAUCAUCGGGGCUAUAAUCCUCUUCUUCGUCCCUCUGAUGCAUCAAAGGAUGUUCAAGAAAGAGCAGAGAGAUUCCAGCAAGGAUAAGAUGUUGGCCCCCGACCCGGACCCCAAUGGGGAGCUACUGCCAGGCUCCCCCAUCCCUGAGGAACCAAUCUAACGCCUUUUUCUUGCCAUUGUGUGCUCCUCCCCAGCCCUUCCCCUUCUUCCCACCCUGCUCAGCAUUUACAUGUUUGCCACCAGCACACUUGUUCCCAAACCUGUGCACACAGCGUUUCAGCCACCUGAUAACCCCCUUGGAGCUAAAGCUCCAGGUGUUCCAAACUCAUUAACCAAAUUCUCCCCAUGAAUGCCUUUAAACUUGCCAGGGCCCUUCUCUUCCCAGGGAUCUGGGAAGGCGUGGGAUCAUCUUCUGGCCUUUGGAACCUCUCCAUAUAGUUCCUAAGCCCUGGGAGAGGAGGAGGAUGUGAUCUCUUGGCCCCAGCUGGUUAGUCACCCACGAAAAUCAACCGCCAAAGGUGCUACUGUGUCCCCAAGAGCCUAGUGGGGGAUACCCAAGCCUCUGUUUGCUGAGGAGUUCAUUGCCAUCCAUUUUUUGGGAGCCCAUGGGGGGAGCAGAAAGGCAAAAUGAGACAAGGAGCUUUGUUUAGCCUUAGAGUUUCCAAAGGCUCUGGCUUCCCAAGAGCUGUGUACAGGCAGUAUCCCCAAAAUAUGGUUGGUUAACAGUCUGCUCCCCUCUUCCCUUCCUUCUUUUUCGCUCUACUGUCUUCUCUCUCUUCUCUUCCCCUCUAUUUCUUUCUAUGACUGUCAAAACACAUGGGUCCUGGGAGAAAGGAAGGACCCAACCCAGAGCUUGGGCAAAUCAGCCUCACCUUGGCCCUGUCCACCCCUAACGCUAGCCUAAUGCCACUCAUCUCAGGCUGAGCCACAUCUCACGUUUUGGCUCCAGCUGAUAUAAUCCUAGACUGGAAAAGUAGAAUACCAAAUAGGGAAGGGACCUUAAAUACUACAGAGUUCCAUGUUCCACUCGCUGAUUUUUACAGAUUUCCCAGGCCAAUGCAUUUAUCUGGAGACCCUCCCAGCUCCCCCAUCCUCAUAUCUACCUGUCAAAAUGUGAAGAAACCCCUUUCAUCUCAGCAGGCAGAGGAGGACAGAUGACAGAGAGCUGGCAUGGUGGGAGUAGCAGCAGUGCCUAUUGACAUGGUAAAGGACCAACUCCUCCAUGUCUCAGUUUUCAUAAUAGGUCAAUAUUUUCACCUGGGCCAGGCCAGAAUAGGGCUGUUCCAUUCCUAACCUGGACCCCAAAAAGGUACAGGCAGCAGCUGCACAUAGGGUUGGACAACUUCAUUUAGGAAAGGGAAGCCAUCCUAGCUUUUACCACUCAAUCUGUCCGCCAUGCUGGGCAUCCUAGACCACUCUGCUUAGUGGGCAUUAAAGGUGCCAUGAAAGGUAGACUCUGGACCACCUUCACGUCUCUGAAGUAGGUCCCAGAUGUUCCCUAUGCCCAGGCUCUGGGCAACAGUCUUACUGAAGACCAUUCCCAGUGCCCUUGGCUCGGAGCACAGGGCACUGCCAGGCUGCGUCCAGCUAGCACAGCUCACCUCAUUAGCAGCUCAGCCUUUCUCCUCACUCCGCCUCUCUGUGUCUCUUUUUCCACUCUCUGGGCCUUUGUCUAUUAUAUUCCUGUCACCCACCCUUUCAACAUCUUUCUUUGCCAGGCAUUCCUGGCUGUCACUUGGAGCCAACAGUAACUUGCCACCCCAAGCCAGGGUCACCCCAGGGCCAGAAGGAUGAGGCUGCCCUGAGGGGCUCCAAAGAAGACGACGGUCCCCACCCAUAAGUUUUCCGUUACAAACAGGCAGCUGGGGCAUGGUUGGCCUCUGAUGGUUUCUUUCAAGGCCUAAGUCCUGAGCCCCCUCCGCUGGUCCCAGUCCAGCUCUUAUUAACUCCCCAAAGGAAAACCCACUGGUUCUUGGCUCUGCGAGCAGAAAGGGGGGGCUGAGUUACUAUCCUGUCAGCUGGAACAGCAGUGGGACAGGAGAAGCUGGGCCCCAGGAGCCCUGUAACUCCCAGGAGAGACCACUGAAAAAACUGGAGCAAUGCUGUCCCUGCUUCCAUUCCUCCCUACCCCACCCCACUGAGUCAGCGGAGGGCGAUUCUGCAGGGCCUCAUUUGUUGCUCAUGGCCAGGUAGCUCUUAAGAAUCAGGCUGCCACUGACUUCUCUCCAGAUGAAGGGAAGACAUUCACAGGUCCCAAAUCUGCCCAUCCAGGUCUCACACAACAUCGUGGGGUGUCAAUUUACUUCUUCCACACAUGUGGACGCGCAUGCAUGAGCUCGUGUGCUUUUGGAGAGAACGUUUGUUGGCAAAAGCAGCACAGUAUUAAUAUUUAGAGUAGGAUGCAGCCUCUUAUGCACCACCAUUCAAUCUAGGAGAACGAACAAAAAUGUCAGAGCUUGAGACAUGGGACAUUUAAAUCCUCAAGGGGUUUGGAACAAAAUAAACAGAUCUAAAAAUUUGG
This is a messenger RNA of Microcebus murinus (gray mouse lemur), 4143 nucleotides long. RefSeq names its product solute carrier family 16 member 2 (gene SLC16A2). The record is from RefSeq and is a predicted model, not a curated record. Lineage: Eukaryota; Metazoa; Chordata; Mammalia; Primates; Cheirogaleidae. Gene Ontology annotation, molecular function: thyroid hormone transmembrane transporter activity. Gene Ontology annotation, biological process: transmembrane transport.